ACCAGCAGCGGUGACACAUCAAAACAGACAGCUGAGCUCACUGGUUACUGUUACUCAGAAAUUAUUUGAUAAAUUCCUGUUUAAAAUAUAUUUUAAAAAAAGCUGAUUGUACGUAUAUAAUUUAAGAUAUUAACGUUGUCUUCUGUUAUAAGACAGCCGAUAGAAGAAUAACAAAAUAAUCAGGUGUGGUGAUACUGUGCAAUGGAGUUUCCAGAUUUGGGAGAGCAGUGCUCUGAAAAAACCUGCAAGCGCUUAGAUUUCCUUCCAAUGAGAUGCGAUGCCUGUCAAGAAAUUUUCUGCAAAGACCACAUAACCUACGCAAACCACAAAUGCAUGUCAUCCUACAAAAAGGAUGUCCAGGUCCCUGUAUGUCCUUUGUGCAACAUCCCUAUUCCCAUUAAAAGAGGGGAGAUGCCAGAUAUCAAAGUCGGUGAACAUAUUGAUCGAGACUGUAAAUCAGACCCUGCACAGAGAAAAAGAAAGAUUUUCACAAAUAAAUGUUCAAAGGGAGGCUGUAAGCAAAAGGAAAUGGUGAGAGUCACGUGUUACCAGUGUCACUUAAAUUACUGUCUUAAACACCGCCAUCCAUUGGACCAUGACUGUAAGAUUGAUGGCAAACCACUCUCCAAAUCCGGACAUGCUGCUUUAAUGUGGACACAAGGUGCUUCCUCCUCCAUUCCUGUCUCUGGUUCUAGUUCAUCUGCUCAAGGAAACACCAGACCUGUUUCUAAUGGUCUGAAUGCAGAUGGCAGGAGUCACAGUAGUGGCACUACUCAGCGGAUUCCCACUUCAGUGUCUGCACAGAAUGUAAUACCACCAUCAGCAUCAUUUCAGGCCGGCAUGACGGAGGAGCAGGCUUUACAAAGGGCUCUGGAGGUGUCUUUGGCCGAGUCGAGACAAACUGUUCAGCCGAGCCUCAGCCCCCAGGAACAGGAAGACUUGGCUCUCGCUCAGGCUCUCGCUGCCAGUGAAGAAGAAUUCCGCCGCCAACAGCAGAGACAACAACAGGUACCCGGAACAGGGAAGAGAGUCCAAAGAGCUAAACUGCAGCAUUUCUUGAAGUCUGAUUAUCAGUUAGCAUCUUCUUCUCCUGUUCUAAAUGUACAAGAUCCAGCACAAAUGAAGUAACUGAUUUCCAGUAUCAACGAUUGUCAGGUGAAAGGGUUAAACUUGGACAUCGCACACACUACCGCCUUCUGCUGGUAUAAGCACAUGUUUUUCCUGCUGGGUCUGUCAUUUUUGCCAAUGAUUUGCUCUGUACAUAUUUUAUAUGCUGAUCAUGAAACCAUUUAACCUCCCAUGUAUGAAUAUUGAAUAAAUUAUUUUAAAGAUGA
This is a messenger RNA of Thalassophryne amazonica, 1334 nucleotides long. It is a transcript of the gene zfand2a, whose product is annotated as zinc finger, AN1-type domain 2A. Gene Ontology annotation, biological process: protein targeting to ER; proteasome-mediated ubiquitin-dependent protein catabolic process. The coding region runs from base 202 to 1128 and encodes 308 amino acids. Lineage: Eukaryota; Metazoa; Chordata; Actinopteri; Batrachoidiformes; Batrachoididae. The transcript has 10 exons. Gene Ontology annotation, cellular component: cytoplasm; endoplasmic reticulum. Gene Ontology annotation, molecular function: zinc ion binding. The record is from RefSeq and is a predicted model, not a curated record.